UUACCGACUUCAACGGUUAGAAGUACGCCUCAAUGAACUGUGUUAACUGUUUUGUUCUGUGUACACAUUUGAGGAUUGAUUGCUCUUGAGAUUUAAGGCUACAGCAGGAGAUGAAAGCGGAAGAAUCUGUUUACAACAAUAGUUUCCAAGUAAAUCUGGAGGAACUUAGAAUAUAUAAGAAACGCGCCCAGACUCGUUCUCUGACCACACCAAGCUGACAAAUAGUUACUAAGAAGGUGAAACCAAACAAAAUUUUGUGUGAUUUUGUGGUAUUUUGUUCCUCAUUUUGACUUUUAUUGAUGGCAUCCAGUGGAAGUUGGUUGCUUUUCUCCUUUAUGUUGGUAAUAUUCGCCUUGUCGUUUAGGACAUCUUUAUCUUUAAGAUGCGAACGAGGUGAAGGAAACUGUGUUGAAGAUGAGUUAGCUCUUGGUAGACAUCUCAAAAAACGUGCUAUACGGCCUCAAAAUUGUCGAUUUUCCUGCAUUGGACGAAAACGAGAAACGGACGAAAAGAAACCUCUAAAAAUUCCAGAAAAUGAGAAACUGUUAGUUGAUAAAGUAAUAGACGAUAUUUUACUCAAAAGAGAACCCGUAAAAAGGGAAAAAGUAUUAAGCUCUCGUCCUCCAUGUCAGCGCUUCUCCUGUGGUGGGAAAAAACGAUCGGCCAAGUCUCCAGAGAAUGAGAUUGGUACUGCGAACGAAAUGACGUCGAAGCGCAACCCAUUACGACUUGCUGGAUGUUCAAGUUUUGACGGCUGCAAAAGAAUUAUGGAAAAAGAGACAUUUUCUUUACCGAAAAAACUCCAGAACUCAGAGACGAAAAACCAACGACAAAAAGAAGGACAAGAACAAGAACAAGAUUCCAAAUCUAGCUGUUUUCGAUUUGGGUGCAAAAAAAGAGAACAAUCUGGGGAAGAAAGACCCGGUUUACCAGUUGCACCUAACGAGAAAACGCAAGAGGCUAUUCCUGCUGUAGAUCAAGAUAACAACCAGGAAACGCGAUGUUGGCGAUUUGGGUGUGGCAAGAGGAGUAAUCUCUUGCAAACUUUAGCUGAAAAAAUCUCUAAGAGAUUUAAUGAAAAGCCAAAUGAACUGAGGCAAUUUGGGCAAGAAAACCAAGAAAGGAAAACUCAAUAACUAUUGAUAACUGAUGAUGGCGUUAUCGCAUUGACGAAUUAACAAGGAUUAAGAGUACGUUGCCAGCCCCAGGCCAAGGUCACUCACGACAUUGGAGCUGAAAUAUUAAACAAUUUUAAAUCCUCUAAACGAAUUAACUCCUUUGAUUUAUAACUUGAUAAUGAACGAGUAGGGCGGUAUAAACUCAGUGUUUAAAGUUCAUGGCACUGCCUAUCAAUCAUCAUCGUUUUAUUUUAAUGUUUCAUUCUGAUAAGAUGACGUUUUUGGCUAUUAAAGAUGAUAUUACUGAAGUUUGGAUGUGAAAGAGACCACUCUUUGUCUUCUGGAAGUUAUUAAUUGUUUUCUUUUUAGUAUAGUUAAUGUAAAAGAAAUAAUAUUUUAUAGUACAAAUGUAUCACCUUGUCUAAUAUUAAUAGCAAUAUAAAACAUAAUAUGGUAACAGUUAUCGGACAUGAGACAAUAAAGGCCAAUACUCUCUUUC
Molecule: messenger RNA, 1617 nt
Organism: Actinia tenebrosa (Australian red waratah sea anemone)
Lineage: Eukaryota; Metazoa; Cnidaria; Anthozoa; Actiniaria; Actiniidae
Source: RefSeq, a predicted model, not a curated record